Messenger RNA from Spodoptera littoralis (African cotton leafworm), 1740 nucleotides. The record is from the annotation of a GenBank genome assembly. Lineage: Eukaryota; Metazoa; Arthropoda; Insecta; Lepidoptera; Noctuidae.
AUGGGUGACGUAAAUAAAGUUAAUUCGUUUUCCGACAUUAUGAGAAAGUGUUUCAAGAUGGGUCUGUUCAAGAUAAUCCCAGCUCAAGGGACGAAUAAGGAGAAAACUCAUGCAGUGUCUCCAACCGAGGACGAGGGUCCAGAUGUAGUAGCUGAUGUGAUCGGGAAAUUUGGAAGAUGGCAGCUGUUAAUGACGUUCCUGCUGUCCCUCUUCUCAUUGCCCUGCACAUUCCACAUUUACCUACCAACAUUUACCGCGAAAGCGACGAAAUUUUGGUGUCAGAGGCCAGAAAACUUCUCGAGUUUGCCAUUACAAGAUUGGAUAAACUACAGUCAGCCGGUAGACAGCUGUUCGGUGCGGACAAUCUCUGCUGGAGUGACGGUGGAAACUAUAUUGAAUCAUACUGCUCCGCUCAUAGACUCCUUCCAGAAAUGUACAGAUUGGAACUAUGAUAGGACAGAAGUGGGAAGUACUAUAAUCUCAGAAUGGAACCUGGUUUGUGAUAGAGCUCACCUGACUAGCUUAGCUGAAGUCAUGUUCUUGGUCGGCGUUGGAGUCGGUGGAGUCGUCGGUGGUUGGAUAUCUGAUAGAUUCGGCCGCAAGCGGAUUUUGAUGAGCAUGAUGGUAGCGCAGAGUUCAUUGGCCAUCCUCUCUCUAUUGGUCCGUUCCUUCGUGCAGUACGUGGUGGUCAGGCUAGUCAUGGGAUUUGUUUCUGUCUCCGUGGUCUACGCAGCCUUUGUCCUUUCCGUGGAGUUGGUGGGAGGAAAGUGGGUGACCAUUGCGGGAGUCUGCAACUUCUUCUGGCUACCCGUGGCAUACCUGAUUGUCACUCUCUUGUCUCUUCUCAUGCCCAACUGGAGAGACCUACAACUGAGCCUGUCCGUACCCGGAUGUCUACUGCUGGCUUUAUGGUUCGUUCUGCCAGAAUCACCGAGAUGGCUGCUCAGUAUGGGAAAGACUCAGGAAGCGAAAGAAAUAUUGGAGAGAGCUGCUAAGUUUAAUAAGCGUGAAUUACCUUCUGAUAUAGACAAACUGUUAAUGUUACACAAAACACAUGAGACCACGGAACUGCCUAGUGUCAUGAUGCUGUUCAGAGGAGUACUGCGAAAGAGGACGAUAUGUCUAUUCCUGUCUUGGUUCUGUAUGACAAUUGCGUACUAUGGUCUGCUACUGAACAUUGGAAAUUUCAACCUUGGCAACCUACACGUAACGUCUAUAAUCCUGGCAAUCGUAGAAGUUCCAGCAAUAGCAAUAAGUAUCCCGAUUCUCUUGAAGGCUGGAAGACGAGUUCCUAUAUUCAUCAGUAUGUUGGUGUGUGGGCUCGCGUGUGUGGCUAGCGAGCUGCUGUCGAUAGCAUUCGAUGACGAAUGGAUCAUGAUCGCUUGCCUGAUGAUCGGGAAGUUCGCUAUAGGAUCCACGAACAUGAUGAUGCCGAUAUUCACCGUGGAACUAUAUCCAACUGUGGUGAGGAACCUCGGUGUGGGAGCCAGCCAGAUAGCGGCCGGACUAGCACUUAUAUGCAUUCCGUACUUAUGGAGACUGACGAUGAUAAAUGAGCACCUACCGAUGGUGACUAUCGCAGCUCUGGCUGCUAUUGGAGGUGGAAUAGUGCUGCUACUAUCAGACACCACUCGCCCUGAACCCCAACCACCUCAGCCUGUGAACGAAAAGAAAGUACCGUACGACAACAACUCGCCGUGCAACGGAACGUUCACAAUUACCGACGACAGAGGGCACUAG